Pterocles gutturalis (yellow-throated sandgrouse) is the source of this 955-nucleotide messenger RNA. Its product is annotated as SRSF protein kinase 3-like. The transcript has 10 exons. The annotation marks the transcript as partial. Gene Ontology annotation, biological process: spliceosomal complex assembly; regulation of mRNA processing; protein phosphorylation. Gene Ontology annotation, molecular function: protein kinase activity; ATP binding. The record is from RefSeq and is a predicted model, not a curated record. Lineage: Eukaryota; Metazoa; Chordata; Aves; Pterocliformes; Pteroclidae.
AUGGAGGAGCGGGCGCAGGAGGUGCCAGCAGCCCCGCGCACAGGAGGCCACCACCCUGGACGGGAAGGAGAUGUGUUCAACGCGCGGUACCAGGCUCUGCGCAAGCUGGGCUGCGGCGCCUUCGCCACCGUCUGGCUGUGCCAGGACACGGGGAGGAAGAAACACGUGGCUGUGAAGGUCCUGAAAAGCAGGGAAGGCUUUGCGGAGGCUGCGCAGGACGAGGUCGCUCUCCUCCACUGCGUGAGCAGCAUGAAGAAGAAGGACCAGGCAGGAGAAAACAUCGUCUGUUUGUUAGACGACUUCAGAAUGAUUGGAGAGAACGGCUUCCAUGCGUGCUUGGUAUUCGAGGCGCUGGGCCCUUCCCUGCGGUGUCUGAUGGGUAACUACGCAGCCCAGGGACUGCCUUUACCUUUCGUGAAGAAGUCUCUACAGCAGGUGCUGGCAGGGCUGCACUUCCUGCACCAGCGCUGCCGCAUCAUCCACGCGGACAUCAAACCGGAGAAUGUCUUGCUGUGCGGACGUGACAAAAGCCUCCAAAGGCUUCUGCCUGAUACACUCGACUGCGUCCAGAGAAGAGAGCUGAGGCUGCAGGGACCAGGACAUGAUCUUGGCAAUCACUUUGAAGAAUCUGAUUUAAUGACCAUAGAUGUGAAAAUCGCAGAUCUGGGCAGCGCGUGCUGGACAUACAAGCCUUUUUCCAAGGAGAUACAGACCCAGCCGUACCGUGCCCUGGAAGUGCUGCUUGGAUUAGACUACGGCACUCCUGUGGAUAUCUGGAGCACAGGCUGCCUGGCAUUCGAAAUGGCAACUGGGGAGUGCCUGUUUGAUCCUCAACCCGGGAAGUAUUUCUCCAGAGAUGAUGAUCAUGUUGCUCGUAUUAUUGAACUCCUGGGAAGAAUUCCUCCUCAGAUUGCUUUCUCCUGGAACAAGUCAACAAAAUUUUUCAGCAGGCCAG